AUGUCUCUCGAAGAAGCGAGUGCCGGGUGCUCAGCACGUAGGUCGCCGGAAUGGGGGGCUGGAAAGCAGGAGCCUGCCCUUCCUGGACUUUCCGAGGUUGCUUUAUCCCAUGGGUAUGAGCACUCAGAUCUCUCCCAUGAAGCGAAGAGACAGAAAAUAUCUAUUCAAGAUCCUGUAAUUGAUGCGCAUGGUGCCAGCCAAGACCCCGAUUCGGCCCAGAAGUAUCCCUCAACCCAUAUGGUCAGCCUGGAGAUCCGGCAAGGGGACAAGAUUUCCAAAUACUAUGAAGAUGCUUUCAAGUCCCUCACCAUGGCCAAUUGUGCCAGAAUCGCGAAAUGUAUUAUCCGGCACAUUGAGCCCAGCAAGCAAGCAAAGCACCCAUACAACGGGGGCAAAAAUGGGGACCCAGAAAAGAGCAAGCCUGAGUGGUGGCCGGAUAAGAUUCCUCAUAAGGAUCCCCAUCACCUUGGCAAAAUACAUCUCAUUCCCCUAUUGGCCCAUAUUUUCCGUAAGCUUGGCUAUGCCGAGCUUGAGCAAGUGACACAUGAAACCAGAAAACCCAUAGCGUCCACCCAAAAAAUCCAGAUUCUUUGCGAGAUACUUAACGUACGACGAAUGCAAGAGCUGUAUGAGCAGCGCCAAAUUGACGGUACUGAAUUAGUAUCUGUUCGGAACCAGGAUGCCAACCAAAAGGGAAGGAAGGGCUCCGAUUCUAUCAACAGUUUCAAGUAG
This is a messenger RNA of Aspergillus melleus, 732 nucleotides long. RefSeq names its product DUF2841 domain-containing protein. The record is from RefSeq and is a predicted model, not a curated record. The transcript has 4 exons. The coding region runs from base 1 to 732 and encodes 243 amino acids. NCBI's taxonomy places the organism in Eukaryota, Fungi, Ascomycota, Eurotiomycetes, Eurotiales, Aspergillaceae.